AUGAAUUUUAAUUGUUCAAUACAAGUACGACUAGAAGGUCAUGAUAAAUUGGUUGAUGUUGGUUAUUCACAAGGAACUUCUGUUCAAGCUGUACUAGAGAGGGCGUGUAAAACUUUGGGCAUUUAUGAUUCAUGGAAUUACGCUCUUUUCAGUGAACUAUUCAAAGAUUGGAUAUGUGAAUCAAAUUUAUUGUCUUCUCGUCCAGCUGAGGAUACAGUAAUAGUUCGUAAAAAAACACCUGAAUACAUUGAGCUUGUGUAUGAGGAAGAACAUCCAAAAAAGAGAAAUAAUUCAUCAGCGUCACUAACUCCAAGUUCCGCCACUCAGACUAAACGUAGAGGCGUUUUCAGUAAUACAAAAAUUACAAAAACCUGUCUAAAAACAAAAUUCCAAUCCGAUUCAAUCUACAUUUCUACAAUACUGUUCACAAGCGACAGUAAGAUCUUGCUGACUUCCAGCACAAGGAUGUUUCCAACCGUGGAGAUCGUACGUGAUAAUGUGAUCUAUGGUAAUUUUGAGGACGACAGUGAUGAAUUUGCUCACGUAUUAAAAACUUCUUUGGAUUGGGCCACUAAUAUACACAACAACAACCAUGAUAAUGAUGAAUCGAGUGACACUGAUUCUUUACAUUCCUCCCAUUCAAACUAUGAAUUUGAUAAUUUAAACAGCAACUACUCAAACCUUCAAAAUCAAUAUUACGGCGAUCAAGAUAGUACUUGGUCACGUGAAUUUGGCAGCGCUGCUUUAAAAUUGAAAAAUGAAUUAUCUCUGGAAACUUUAGGAACGUUGUAUGAACAUGUGGUAAAAAUGAGUUCGAUAAAAUCAAAAUUUAUUAUCACUGUACAACAUGUUCCAGACAAUUCAAGGGAAGACAUUGCUCCUGAUCUGAUAAAGUCUGGCAUUCUGAAAUGGAAAAAUUUCAAUGAGGCCAGUUCAAUUUACUAUAAAGAACCAACUCAUCCCAUCUGGACUAAUUUCAUUGAGAAAUGGUGUUCCAGGCAAACAAAGCUAUCCCCUGGUCUUUAUCUAGGCGUUCUAUACACAGAAAGUAAUCUACAAGGUAUAAGAAUUUUAGUUCCAAAAGAUCGUAAACAAUUUAUUCCUUUGGGUAAAAUACGUGAUGAAGCCACUAUAACUCCCGAGGAAGCCAGUUGGAUAAAAUCCUUAGCUUGUCUAAGUCAGGACUGUUUUAUGGAUUUGUCUACUUCUGCUGGAAAUGACGAUAAUAAGUCAAAUUUGGGUCAAUUUCAAUCUUCUUUCAUAGAAUCUUAUUUCAAAUUACAAAAAGACACUAGUUUGAUUUGGGAUUCUAGUGAUAUCUACAAUGAACAAACCAUAGAUAUUUAUUUGGAUCUACAGACUAAUCAAAUGUACACCAUGAUGGGACAUAAAGAGGGAAAAAGUUCAUUUAGAAAAGCUUCAACAUGUGGUGCAACUUCUUUGGGUGAAGAGACAGCACCAACAAUGACAUCCUCAAUCUCGUCAUUCAACAUUGCGAAUACAAUCAGACCUUUCAUACGUAUAGUUCUAAUAGUAAAACCCAUGCGUCAACCACAUCAAGUUCGUGAAGUCUACAAGUCUGAAUUAUGUGUAUUAUAUCCAUUUCCAUUAUACGAUGCUCUUCAACAUGCUACCUUUAACACUUCAUUAUACGCCUAUUCUCGUCGUUCAAUGCAAAUUCUGCAAGCGAGUCGUAUCUACUUUACCGGCGAGUUGGUGAGACUUCUGCAACAAUCAGAUACUUUUUCACAGGUAAACGAACAAAAUCUUGAUGAUUUUUUUUUUGAUCCUGAAGAGUAUAAAAGCAUGCCAGAGGAUGCAAGAAAAGUACAGCAUGCUUUGGAUAUCAUUCGUGACGAAAUUCAUAGUUUGAGACAACAAUGGAAUUCUGCUUCUUGGUCAAUGACUGCUAUUGAAUGGGAUCGUCAAAGAACUAUGCUAUCUUAUAAUUUUGGUGGAAGAUCAAUGACCCUAAACAUCUCAAAAACAAAUGGUCGUGCAUCUUCAAUCUGUCAUUUUAACAAUAACCAUAGCAAUAAUAGUGAUAGUCAUUCUAAAAGGUUGUCUUCUACCUUAAAACCAACAACGCAAACACAAUUUGAUACAAUGUCACAAAUUGAAUUUCUUAAAGAUGUUGUACAUCAUGCUCCUGAUAGAGCAUGGAAUAAUAUUUUCAUGUUAGGUGUUACAUUACCAAAUCUAAGUUCUUCUAAUGAUAUAUCAAAUAACGCCAAAUUGUCAAUGGAAAAGGGAAGUGAAAUGAAUGUUGAAAAGGAUUUGGAAGUUGCUUUAGAAACAAAUUCCAAUGAAUAUGAAGAAAUUUAUAUCUUUAAUAAUAAUGGUACCAUAAACGAUGAAACUUUAAAAGCAGCGCUUGAAUAUGAUUUUGAUUCGGAUGUUGAAAUUUCCGAUAGUAACAAUAACAAAGGCUCAAAUUUCAACACGACCAUGCCAUCCAUACCUUCAUCACCUUCAACGCCACAAUUUUCAUCAUCAUUACAAAAUACUAGACCUUCUACACCUGUGUCAGCACAUUUGUCCACAUUAUUUGAUGAAUUGAAUCAAAUAUCUUCCUCACAACAAUUGACAUUCGCCAAAUCACCUCCAAGAACUUUAUAUGAUGAAUUAUCACAACAUAACGCUACCUCUAUCAUCACACAAUCUAAAUCAACGUCACCACCAUCAUAUUCAAACACUCUACAAGAUUCCAAACCCCCAACUCCUCAAGUAUCACCACCCAAUUCUCCAACUUCAUUACCAAUUCCUACAACGACGACAACAACAAAAACGUCAUCGGCAUCAUCAUCAUAUGCUGCUACUAAUAAACCACCACCACUUCCACUUCCUCCAGAGUGGCCUGUCCUUAAGAAAACUAAGCGACAAGAACUUAAAAAGGAAGAAGGUGAUGGUAAUGAUAGUAUUCAGGAAAAACUCGCAUUCCAUCGGCAUACUAAAUCGAGAACAAAUGUUAAUGAAGGAUAUAGUACUGAUGUGAAAAAAAAUCAAUUUUCGCAAGGAGUCGCUGAUGAAAACAAGGUUAAUAAAGACAGGGUUAAUAAAGACAGGUUUAGUAAAGACAGGUUUAAUAAAGACAGGCUUAAAAACAAUAUUAACAAAGAUAGUAGAGAUGUGUCAUCAUCAUCAAUACCGUUAGCCAUUAAUGAAGGCUCAAUUAACAAUAAUAGUAGUAGUGGCUCAUCAAAUACUACCAAUUCAUCUCCUAGCACAAGUAAUUAUGAAUCAGUAAUAAAAGGUCGUAAUAGGAAAAGAUCAUUUGCAGAAAAAUCAGGAUUGAGGCCUCUCAAGAUUACAUAUGCCGUUACUGCACAUUCAAGAAAAGACGAUAAUAAUAAAAUACCUAAAAAAUCAGAAAUAAGAGAUUCAAAUGAUUAUUAUUAG
This is a messenger RNA of Entrophospora sp. SA101, 3399 nucleotides long. The record is from the annotation of a GenBank genome assembly. Lineage: Eukaryota; Fungi; Glomeromycota; Glomeromycetes; Entrophosporales; Entrophosporaceae.